ACUACACAUUUUUGGAGUACAGAUGAACUACAUAGUAUGAGUUGUAGCCCAAAACGUUUUCUUUGCAGAAAGAAAAAAAUUCUUUUUUUUUUUGUGGCUGUGGAAAAAUUUUUUUAUUUUUUUUUGGCUGUGGAUUUUUUAUAUUUUUUUUUUUAUUUUUUUUUUGGCGGCGUAUUUUUUUAUUUUUUAUUGUUUAUUUUGUUUUUUUUUUUUCUACUUAUAAGAUUUU
Mucor mucedo is the source of this 229-nucleotide messenger RNA. RefSeq lists its product as uncharacterized. The annotation marks the transcript as partial. NCBI's taxonomy places the organism in Eukaryota, Fungi, Mucoromycota, Mucoromycetes, Mucorales, Mucoraceae. The record is from RefSeq and is a predicted model, not a curated record. The transcript has a single exon.